AAUCAGUACAUUGGUAAAUGAACUACUACGUGGCUGUGCUUGCAAGAAUUGUAAUUAUUUAUUAAUUGUAAAAACAAACCUAAAUAAAAAUCCAAUGUACUGUAAAAUAAGUAUUGCCUUAGAAUUUCGUUAAAGUGCCAAUUAACAACAUCUCUCAAACAAGUGCUAAGCGUAUUGCAUAAGGAAUAUCUAACAAACGCAAGCAAGACACUUUUGACAGACAAAUACUUUGCUCACAAUGGCUGAUGAUCCGGCAAAUCAAAAACAAUUUGCCGAGGAUGUUGCAGCACUUGCUGCUGCCGGUUCAGGUGACCACCUUGGCGAUAUCGGUGGUGAUUAUAAAAUGCCCAGUGUUGAUGAGGUUUGGAAGUUGAUCGAACAAAUGGAGGGUAUUAGCGAUGAGGAAAAGGCGAAUUUGAAGGAGAAUCUUUAUAAUCCACAAGAGGGCACAGCUGAAGAUUUUAUGCGACGCUAUGCACAACCGGGUCCGGUGCACUCUUCCUGGGACUAUACGAUUUUCUUUGCAAUGAUUGCGGUUAUCGUGCUCGUAUUUGCGCUCUUCGGCUACAAAUUGUACAAGUCGUUAAUGGAGAAGGAACUGAAGAGGCAGGAGAAACAAAAAACUAAACAAGCCAAAAAAUCAAAAAAGACAAAUUAAAGUAGACGAUUUUAGAUAAUACAUAUAUACAAUAUAUAUACAAAUGAAAUUGCGAAUUAAACAUUUGAAACUGGAA
Molecule: messenger RNA, 734 nt
Organism: Rhagoletis pomonella (apple maggot)
Lineage: Eukaryota; Metazoa; Arthropoda; Insecta; Diptera; Tephritidae
Exons: 3
Coding region: 239-658 (139 amino acids)
Source: RefSeq, a predicted model, not a curated record